Molecule: messenger RNA, 738 nt
Organism: Trematosphaeria pertusa
Lineage: Eukaryota; Fungi; Ascomycota; Dothideomycetes; Pleosporales; Trematosphaeriaceae
Exons: 1
Source: RefSeq, a predicted model, not a curated record
GACGAAGAUUGUACCCCAUGCAAUCCUCAAGGGGCAUCAGGAACGAAUCCGCCCUCCGUAGGGCCCGAACUGAAGGACAUGUACGUCGACUUGCUGGCAUCCGUUAAGGACAUCCACUUCCGAAAGCGUUGGGCAGAACCUCUCAGUGCGCGCGACGGCGAUUUCUGCUGUCGCCAGACCCUGGACUGCGUAAACGUACAAAGUCUGAAUAUCCCAAUGUGUUACGACAAGUUCACCACAAAUUUUGCCUUCAGCGACGGAUCUUACGGAUCGCUGACGACAGGCGACUAUACCCAAGGCGACGCCAAAGCGAAUCUGAUCAGCGGCGACUACACGAAGGGAAGCGAGUCGGGUAACAUCUACGCGCAGGAUCCUUCAGCGAAACCGAAUACGGCCACGCUGUCGAUCCCACCUCAGUGGACUGGCACUGGUGUAGGAAGCGCCAUUCCUGCUACCGGAUUGGGUUCGGUUAUUGUCAUAACGACUACCAUUCCAGGAACCACGGUCAGCGGUGCAACGACUUUGCCUGCGUUGACGACGCUGGGCACGACGAUUCCUGCACGCACCGUUACAGCGGCGACAACAAUCGCCCCUAUGACUGCGGUUGUGACGACUACAGUGGACGGGUCGGAAACCGCAGCCGCUUCGUCUUCGAGCAAGGGAGCAGCAACACAACUCUCCACAGACUCCACCAGGUCGUUCGGGAUGUCGAUAAUCACGGCAUUGUUGUACGCCAUC